This is a messenger RNA of Odocoileus virginianus texanus, 884 nucleotides long. RefSeq names its product 5', 3'-nucleotidase, cytosolic (gene NT5C). Gene Ontology annotation, molecular function: 5'-nucleotidase activity. The record is from RefSeq and is a predicted model, not a curated record. Gene Ontology annotation, cellular component: mitochondrion. Gene Ontology annotation, biological process: pyrimidine deoxyribonucleotide catabolic process. Lineage: Eukaryota; Metazoa; Chordata; Mammalia; Artiodactyla; Cervidae.
GCCGUUCCCGCGCCCGGCUCCGCGCGCUCCCGGGGCCGGUUCCGCGUUUCCCUCGGGUCGCCUGCCUAGCGGCGCUGGCGAUGGGGAUGCCGGCGCGGCGCGCGCGGCCCGUGCGGGUGCUGGUGGACAUGGACUGCGUGCUGGCGGACUUCGAGGCCGGCCUGCUGCGGGGCUUCCUCCAACGGUUCCCCGGGGAGCCGCACGUGCCGCUGGAGGAGCGCCGCGGCUUCUCCGCGCGCGAGCAGUACCGGGCGCUGCGCCCCGACCUGGCGGACAAAGUGACCACUGUGUUUGAAGCCCCAGGCUUUUUCCUAGGCUUGGAGCCCAUCCCUGGAGCCUUGGAAGCCAUGCGGGAGAUGAAUGACAUGCAAGACACCCAGGUCUUCAUCUGCACCAGUCCUCUGAUGAAGUACGACCACUGUGUGACCGAGAAGUACCGCUGGGUGGAGAAGCACCUGGGACCCCAGUUUGUGGAGCGCAUUAUCGUGACGAGGGACAAGACCGUGAUCUCAGGGGACCUACUCAUUGAUGACAAGGAGGUCAUUCAAGGCCAAGAGGAGACCCCCAGCUGGGAGCACAUCUUGUUCACCUGCUGCCACAACCAGCACCUGGCCCUGCCCCCACCUCAGAGACGGCUGCACUCCUGGAGCGACAACUGGAGGGAGAUUAUAGACAGCAAGCGGGGAGCCCUGCCGCUGGACCCCGACCGCCUGGGGCUGCCCCAGCAAUGAGGCCGCCAACAGCGGCUGGAGGAGGGCGAGGCAGACAGACAGGGAAGUCUGGCAGAACCGAGUCCCUGCGCAGCGCCACGCCGGCCGCCUGGAACCUCCCAGGACAGCCGGCGAACAGGCACCUUUUAAAUAAAACGCUUCGGCUCACUGCUC